AUGGCAACUGCCCCCCACGCCUCCCUCGCCAACUCGAAAAAUCGCGCAAACAGCCAUCUCCGACCCCGACCCUCUCGGUCUACUCUCAUCGGCGGGCACCUCCGCAUCGCUUCUUAUAAACAAACCGGACGGGAGCAAAUCGCAUUAUGCGGCAGUUUAAGUCAUAUUCUUGUUGCCUUGUUGGCGCUCGGCCCCCGUCCGCCUUUCCUCCUGUCUUCUCCCCCUACCAAUCACGUUGGCCUUGACCCACUGCACUGUCCGUUCCCCAACAGCUCCCCAUCGCUCGCUGUCUUCCAGCGCCUACCUACUUUAUCCAUUUCUCCUUUCUGCGGGUUGCCGUCUCCCUGGGCGUCGUUGUCUGAUGAGAGCGGGUCCACGCUGGGGCCACGGACGACAACCCUAGGCCACUUCUGGCCGCCAGUACUCUGGCGAGACCUUCCCCCCCCCCGAGCUCCGACCUCGAGCGAGCCCGCCGUCUCUGUCAUCCUGGACGGCACGGGGCACCGUCGUCGCCCUUGGCCUAGGGUUGUCGUCCGUGGCCCCAGCGUGGACCCGCUCUCAUCAGACAACGACGCCCACUACGAGGCGGGCUUCCACUCGCUCCACUAUCUUCCCGACGACGUCGUCCUGUCCGUGGCCUUCAACAUUGAAGGCUGCCUCAUGGACAGAGGAGGCAAGCGUGCGGGUCUGGAGUGGACGCCGUCAACGAUUAUCGUCCACGGCAGAGUUGCCGACGAUGACUCGUCGACCGACUCCUCCCCAGCCAAGCAACCGGACUCCUCGCCUGCAAAGAGGCCUCGCCAAGAAGCCCUUUCUGCUGACGUUUUGCUCGGCAAAACGCCAGUGAAGAAGGCGAAGACAGGUUCUACGGACUCUUUGGCGGCCGGCAGCCCUUCCGCUUCCAGCUCAGACGACGUUUUCGGGGGUCCUGAGCCGUUAAGGAAGAGCAAACGCUCCAGGAAGGGAAAAGAGAAGGAGGAUCGGGAUUUUGUACGAUAA
Messenger RNA from Cryptococcus wingfieldii CBS 7118, 999 nucleotides. RefSeq lists its product as hypothetical. The record is from RefSeq and is a predicted model, not a curated record. Lineage: Eukaryota; Fungi; Basidiomycota; Tremellomycetes; Tremellales; Cryptococcaceae. The coding region runs from base 1 to 999 and encodes 332 amino acids. The transcript is spliced from 5 exons.